This is a messenger RNA of Brassica oleracea var. oleracea, 2632 nucleotides long. RefSeq names its product glutamic acid-rich protein-like. The record is from RefSeq and is a predicted model, not a curated record. NCBI's taxonomy places the organism in Eukaryota, Viridiplantae, Streptophyta, Magnoliopsida, Brassicales, Brassicaceae. The transcript is spliced from 4 exons. Bases 629 to 1816 code for a protein of 395 amino acids.
AUAUAUAUAGAUAGUAUACAUACUCACCUUGUUGCAUGGAGAUUUAUAGAGAGAGAUAUCUCUCACUUUCUUCGGUGUAUUUCACCUUCUCUCUCCUCCCCCAAGAUCUUCCAAUCUCCCUUUCUCUCUUGUUUUUAUGAUUUUCAAUUUUCGAAAACAAAACUGUUCCAAAGAACACCGUUGAUUCUCUAGUUUAGCUGCAAAAGCCUUUUGAGUGAAAUUUCGUUGUUUUUGGCAAAAUUUUGAUCCGAUUGUUACUUGAGAGAGAGAGAGAGAGAGAGAGAGAGAGCUAAUUUACGAUUUGUUUCUAUCUGAAUUUCCCUAAAAAUGUCGUUUUUCUCACUUCCUAUUGCGCCAAUUGCAUAAUUGAAAUCUGUCGGAAUUUGAUUCACAUUCUGUCGGAAAGAGGUUCCACUUCAUAGAGUAUAUAGGAUCUGUGAAGUGGCUAUUGGGUGAUGGUAAAGAAAGUUUGAGAGCUUUUAAAGUGAGAAUUUUUUUUAUAUGGUGGGCUGGAUCACAGUCUCUGAUCUGGUCAGGUGCUAUUGGGAUAAAGGAUUUAGAAAGUAACAAGAGUGGUUUAAAGUAUAUACCACUUUAAGAAAACUUGAGAGAGGGGAUAAAAGUGCCAAUGUCUCGUUGCUUCCCGUUUCCACCACCAGGAUAUGAGAAGAAGAAGAUUAGAACCGAGGAGGCAGACUCUUUAAUAAAGGAAAAGCAGAAGAAGGAAAAGAAGCACAAAAAGGAGAAGAAGGAUAUAGAAACAAGCAAAGAUAGAUAUAAGGAAGGGAAGGAGAGAAAAGAGAAACAUAGCGAUAGGAAAGACAGAGAAAAGAGAGACAAAAAUGCUGUUGGUGUUCUGCCCAACACCGUGCAGAAUAAUGGUAACGAAGAGGUUAAGUUUGUACAGGACUUGGCAAGAAGGAUUAGCAAUGAAGAAGAAGAAGCUAGAGAGAGUCAAAGUGUGGGGAAGAGUAGUUUUCCCUGUGGAGUUAGAGAGAACUUUGCCAUGGAUAAAAGGUCUGAAAAUGUGGUUGGUCGAGUAUCCUCUUGGAGAGAUCCGAAAGGAACUGAGAUUAUGGUUCAACCAGUGGGGAAAAAAGAGCUACAAGAGCUGAAUCACCUCAAGGAAAGUGUGACGAAGGGUGAUAAUAAGUCACUGGAUAGUGAAGAGAUAAAGAAAAGUGAACCGAAGUACACAACACAUAGUAGUAGUCAAGAGAACAAAGAACAGAAACACAAAUAUGUAGAAGGAGGUUCUAUGUUAAAAGAAAGAGAUGUAGAUAAUGGGAAUAUUGGCAAACGGAAGGAUCAUGAGAGGAAUGGAUUCUUAUAUGAGAAUGGAUCUAGGCUAAACAAGAUACACAGGCCAGUUGCUUCACCAGUGUCAUCCGUAGAGAACGGAAGAAACUUGGGAGCAUAUCAAACUCCUCCGAAGCUUGUUACUGAGUUGCAAGAAACAGUGUGUAAUCCAGAGGUCAAUGAGCAUAGAGUAAACGGUUUCAUUGAUUCUCAAGAACACAAAAGCCUUUCUUCUGUGGAUGUGAAAGAAAACGGUGAGGCAUCAGCGAAAAAGCGGCCUCACUCGGACUUGAAGUAUUUGGAUCAGAUACUGAGUGUACCCAAAAGGGAGGAAUUGCAUGAGUUUGAUGGAAAUGAAGAACAAGAGUGGCUAUUUGGUCAGUCUGGUGUGAGCUUAUCAAAGAGGCCAAAAACAGAUUCUACUACUUCGUUGGAUGAGACUCUGCAAGUCUGGAGCCAGGCUCUUAGAAUAGAAUCUACUGAUACUGUAGCUCUUCCAUAUGUUGUUCCAUUCUAGUGGUAGAUUAGAGAAGUAGUUAGAAAAUCUUUAUAUGGGUGGAAGAAACAGAUGAAGCGAUCCGCUGAUCAAAAUCUAAAGGUCAAAGGAUUAUAUGGAAUCAAGUGGAAGUGUGAAUUGUCUGAUGUUUGGAGUUAAUGCUGGAGGCAAAACGAUACUUUGAUCCUGGUGGACCAACUCUUGGUCAAGCAGUUGGGUUACAGGAACAUCAUGGUGGUGUUAUAGUCAUGAUGAAAUCACAGUGGUCGCACGCACUGGAGUAACAAGAAGUCAUGUCUAAGACUUUGAGGUCUCAAGUACUGGUAAAGUGUGAUAAGAGGAGCUUACUCAAUGGUUUGAGAAUUCCAGCAAUGAUAAGUAUGGAGGCAGUGAUAGCACUGCAGAAGAAACCUGUCAGCUGGAUCAUGGAAGCAGUCAUAAAUUCUAGUAAACUCUUGGUUGUUUGUAAUCACCAAGUCAUAGCAGAUAGGAAUGGUUUCAAAUAUCAGUUUAUAGAAAGCACCCGAAAAGCAACAUGACAGUUUUGGAAUGGUUUCACAUAUCAGUUUUCUCGUUUAUUCCUUGAGGACACAGUGAGUAUAGAGGGGGGAGAAUUGAUAAGGUCAGAGUACAGUGUUCUGAAGUAGAAACAGAGUACUGCAGGAAGAGUGACAAAGAAGAAGGAGAAGAUGCAAAUGGCUUAAAGCUACAUAAAGAAGAGUGAUGCAAAGAGUCUAGUUGAAGAAGUUGGACGCGUGGGAUAAAAUCGUGCAAACGGUCCAACUUGUGGGUUAUCCUCUUUUGUGGAGCCUUCAAUUUUUCUAAAAUCAUUUAUUU